Molecule: messenger RNA, 1428 nt
Organism: Miscanthus lutarioriparius
Lineage: Eukaryota; Viridiplantae; Streptophyta; Magnoliopsida; Poales; Poaceae
Source: the annotation of a GenBank genome assembly
AUGGCAGCCGUCGCCCCCGUCGUCUCCGACCUCGUCGACUUCCUCAACGCGUCGCCCACCGCCUUUCACGCAGUUGACGAGGCGAAGCGGCGGCUGAAGGCGGCGGGGUUCGUGCAGCUCUCGGAGCGGGAGGAGUGGGCGGGGCUCGAGCCCGGGCGCAAGUACUUCUUCACACGCAACCACUCCACCAUCAUCGCAUUCGCCAUCGGCGCAAAAUACGUUGCUGGCAAUGGGUUUCACAUCAUUGGUGCGCACACCGACAGCCCUUGCCUCAAGCUCAAGCCCGUCUCCAAGGUAACCAAAGGAGGUUACCUUGAGGUUGGGGUUCAAACGUAUGGUGGUGGAUUGUGGUACACAUGGUUCGACCGUGAUCUUACUGUUGCUGGUAGGGUGAUUAUAAGGGAGAAGAAGGAUGGCGAGGUCUCUUAUGCACACAAGCUUGUACGGGUACAAGAACCAAUUAUGAGGAUACCUACUUUGGCUAUUCACCUAGACAGGACUCUCAACUCAGAAGGUCUCAAGGUUAACAAUCAGAGUCAUCUUGUUCCAGUGCUGGCUACAUGUAUCAAGAAUGAAAUGCAGAAAUUUGUAGCAGAAAAUGGCCCAAAGCAGGCAUCCGAGAAUGUGAACACAAAGCAUCAUCCAUUACUAUUGCAGUUGAUUGCUAAAGAGGCUAACUGUGAGCCUGAUAAGAUAUGUGACUUUGAACUACAACUAUGUGAUACUCAACCAAGUGCUGUAGCAGGUGCCAUGAAAGAGUUCAUCUUUUCAGGAAGGCUUGACAAUCUUUGCAUGUCAUUUUGUUCAUUGAAGGCCCUAAUUGACUCCAGUUCUGUUGAACACUCUCUUGACCAUGAAUCUGGUGUGCGAAUGGUAGCUCUAUUUGACCAUGAAGAAGUUGGGUCUGAUUCUGCUCAGGGAGCUGGUUCCCCUGCCAUGUUGGAUGCUUUAUCAAGAAUCACUGGGUCUUUUAACUCUUCAAAUUCCAAGUUGCUAGAAAAAGCUAUACAGAGGAGCUUUCUGGUGUCUGCUGACAUGGCACAUGCUUUACACCCCAAUUAUAUGGACAAGCAUGAGGAGAACCACCAACCAAAAUUGCAUGGAGGACUUGUAAUCAAGCAUAACGCUAAUCAACGAUAUGCUACAAAUGCUGUGACAGCAUUUAUUUUCCGAGAAAUUGCUGAGAGACACCAACUACCUAUACAGGAUUUUGUUGUUCGCAAUGACAUGGCUUGUGGUUCAACAAUUGGCCCAAUACUUGCUAGUGGUGUUGGUAUUCGCACUGUUGAUAUUGGAGCACCCCAAUUAUCAAUGCACAGCAUCAGAGAAAUGUGUGCCGUUGACGAUAUUAGCCACGCAUAUGAGCAUUUCAAGGCAUAUUAUGCAGAAUUUACUGAAUUGGAUAGCAAGGUCAAGGUGGAUUACUAA